Molecule: messenger RNA, 1125 nt
Organism: Penicillium macrosclerotiorum
Lineage: Eukaryota; Fungi; Ascomycota; Eurotiomycetes; Eurotiales; Aspergillaceae
Product: replication factor C subunit 4
Exons: 4
Coding region: 1-1125 (374 amino acids)
Biological process (GO): DNA-templated DNA replication; DNA repair
Cellular component (GO): Rad17 RFC-like complex; Ctf18 RFC-like complex; Elg1 RFC-like complex
Molecular function (GO): DNA clamp loader activity; ATP hydrolysis activity; ATP binding
Source: RefSeq, a predicted model, not a curated record
AUGGUGCAAGCCGAAUCCUCCACAACUGCUGAGCGCAAUGGCCUCAAGGCUGUCACAGCUGGUGCUCCUGUCGACUACGAGCUGCCUUGGUCAGUGCCUAUUCAUGAUGGUGACUUUAAUCUCAAGCUGACUCUUUCGCUCGCGGGCUGCAACAGGGUUGAAAAAUACCGACCUAUCUUCCUCGAUGACAUUGUCGGUAACACCGAAACGGUUGAGCGCCUGAAAAUUAUCGCCAAAGAUGGUAAUAUGCCCCACGUCAUCAUCUCUGGCAUGCCGGGUAUCGGAAAGACAACCUCCGUUCUCUGCCUGGCACGGCAAUUACUUGGAGAUGCGUAUAAAGAGGCGGUCCUAGAGCUGAAUGCCAGUGAUGAGAGAGGCAUCGACGUGGUUCGGAACCGCAUUAAGGGUUUUGCCCAGAAGAAGGUCACUCUGCCUGCAGGCCGACAUAAGCUGGUCAUCCUUGAUGAAGCUGACAGCAUGACACCAGGUGCCCAACAGGCACUGCGACGAACGAUGGAAAUCUACUCCUCCACAACUCGAUUUGCCUUCGCCUGCAACCAAUCGAACAAGAUCAUCGAGCCCCUUCAAUCGCGUUGCGCUAUCCUCCGUUAUGCUCGACUUACCGAUGCCCAAGUCGUCAAGCGGCUGAUGCAGAUCUGCGAGGCAGAGAAAGUUGAACAUUCGGAGGAUGGCAUUGCCGCUCUUGUCUUUAGUGCUGAGGGUGAUAUGCGACAAGCCAUCAAUAAUCUACAGAGUACGUGGUCUGGAUUUGGCUUUGUCAGUGGAGACAAUGUGUUCCGUGUCGUCGAUAGCCCUCACCCCGUCAAGGUUCAGGCUAUGAUCAAGGCCUGCUGGGAAGGCAAAGUGGAUGCGGCGCUGGAAACUUUAAAUGAACUAUGGAACCUUGGCUAUUCUUCCCAUGACAUUAUUAGCACAAUGUUCCGAGUCACCAAGACCAUUCCGACGCUCUCAGAGCACUCCAAGCUGGAGUUUAUCAAAGAGAUUGGAUUUACCCAUAUGCGGAUCCUCGAUGGAGUUCAGUCUCUGCUCCAGCUUAGCGGCUGCAUUUCGAAGCUUUGCAAGAUCAACAUGGAGCGCGAGCUCUUUGAGCCACGUAAAGCCUGA